GACCCUCAUCGCCACGCUCUCUCUUGGUGAACCCCCUCGCUGAUAACUCCAUCAGGCUAUCCUGGCUAGCUCCUGAAUACUCUAAUGGAGGCAUCAACAAAUACAUUGUAGAGGUGCAGCAACUGGGAGGCAGCAGUGAUCCACAAUGGAUAGACACAGAGAAUGGCAGGGAUACCUCAAAGAUUAUCACAGGGCUUAAUGCCAGCACAAUCUACCAGUUUCGGGUGCGAGCCAAGUCUUACGUACUGGGCGAGUGGAGCCAGCCUGCUAGAGCUGAAAUCCUGGGCGAUGGAGCCCUGAGUCAAGUGCCUACCCUACAAAGUAAAAAAUUGCCUCCAAUUCUCAUGGACCAGCAAUUGAUAUUAGCCAUUGUAGGCUCUGUCUCUGUCACCUGCCUGACCAUAUUGUUUGCUCUCCUGGCCCUUUUCCUCAUCAAGAAGAAUUGUUUUCAUCGCCGCCGCACCUUUACCUACCAGUCUGGCUCAGGAGAAGAAACUAUUCUGCAAUUCAACUCGGGUACCCUAACCUUGACCCGCCGGCCCAAACCACAGCCUGAGCCGCUCAGCUAUCCCAUCCUGGAGUGGGAAGACAUCAAGUUUGAAGACAUGAUAGGGGAAGGGAACUUUGGACAAGUCAUCCGAGCCAUGAUCAAGAAAGAUGGCCUGAGAAUGAAUGCUGCCAUCAAGAUGCUGAAAGAAUUUGCCUCUGAGAAUGAUCAUCGGGAUUUUGCUGGAGAACUUGAAGUUCUUUGCAAACUGGGGCAUCAUCCCAAUAUCAUCAACUUGCUGGGAGCCUGUGAGAACAAGGGUUACCUAUACAUCGCUAUUGAAUAUGCACCUUAUGGGAAUUUGCUAGACUUCCUACGCAAAAGCCGAGUGUUGGAGACAGAUCCUGUCUUUGCCAGAGAGCAUGGGACGGCCUCCACCCUCACAUCCCAGCAGCUCUUGCAGUUUGCAUCUGAUGUAUCCAAAGGCAUGCAAUAUCUGAGUGAAAAACAGUUUAUCCAUCGCGAUCUGGCUGCCAGAAAUAUACUGGUUGGUGAAAACUUGACCUCCAAGAUUGCAGAUUUUGGUUUGUCCCGAGGAGAAGAAGUUUAUGUAAAGAAGACAAUGGGACGUUUACCAGUUCGUUGGAUGGCGAUUGAAUCCUUGAAUUACAGCGUAUACACAACUAAGAGUGAUGUGUGGUCUUUUGGGGUCCUUUUGUGGGAAAUUGUGAGCCUGGGAGGGACACCAUACUGUGGCAUGACAUGUGCUGAACUUUAUGAAAAGCUGCCGCAAGGAUACCGCAUGGAGAAACCUCUCAAUUGUGAUGAUGAAGUGUAUGAAUUAAUGCGUCAAUGCUGGCGGGACCGGCCAUAUGAACGUCCACCAUUUGCUCAGAUCUCAGUGCAGCUCAUUCGCAUGCUAGAAGCUAGAAAGGCAUAUGUGAACAUGGCAUUAUUUGAGAACUUCACUUAUGCAGGAAUUGAUGCAACGGCUGAGGAAGCAUGAGGACUUAACUUUCAACUUUGGCAAUAAUUAUAGCCCAGAUGAUUGGGACUUUCUUGUGCAUUUGCCUCCUAGUGAUGUCAACAACUUAUUCAACAGUGUAUAGGUGGAUGCUGUUAAUUUAGAAGAUCUUGCAGGACUCUAACAUGUUAACUUUCCCUAGAGUGGAGAAGAGUACCCUUGAAUGGAUUGUUCCAAAAUGUGGAGCUUUUGAAAAUCAAACUUUAAAGGUAUUUCCUGUAUAAGAGAGAUGCCCCUCACUCCAAGGGAGAACAUUGUCUCCACCAUACUGAAGAAAAAAGAUCUAAGAAGUUUGGGACCCAGUCAAGGACACUGUGAUUACAAUGCACACCAUACAAGAAAAGAUAGGCUUAUAUUACUGCAAAAUUCCUUGGACAGUAUUACUGAAAAGGUGGGGCUGUUGGCUAACAGUGCAAUUCCUUCCAGAACCCAGUUUUCCAAGGAAUAACGUCUAUCCAUCAUGAUCAGUUUCGUCAGCCCCUCAACUAGUUCAGAUCAGGAAAGCAACUCCACAGGAAAACUAAAGCUACUUUUAUUGAGACUGACUAUAAUUACAGAAUCUUGUGAGUCUGAUUGUAUUGUAUCUCACUGUCAGAUUUGCCAUCAUGCCACUUUGGGCUCUGCUUCACUUCAAUGGCAGCCUAUCAUAACAGGAAGCAAAAAUGCCAACCAGAGACAACAGUUGCAUGGUCCAAGGACACAGGCAUGAGAAAGGAAUAUGAAUGCCCACCAAAGAGACGCCAAACUGUAGAACUGUUAACAAAACAACUAAUUGGAACUUUGUUGGACACUAGCAGGAUGCCCCAAGGGGGGGACCUGGGAGAAGGGAAAUUUACCAGGUUUAUGCAGGAACUUUCAGAUCUGUCUUUUCCUAUGCUGUAACCACUUGGCUUUAAUAGUAUGCCUUUCACUAUGAAUGGCAUUGAGGGUCUUUUUUUCCUAAACACCUUUCUUUCCUAAACAAUCUGGGAGAGGCUGACACUCACCAUGAAUUUAGGAGGUAUCUGCCUGAGCUGUUUCCAAAUGUUUUCCCCUCACUCUUGACUUUAAAAAAAU
Molecule: messenger RNA, 2567 nt
Organism: Thamnophis sirtalis
Lineage: Eukaryota; Metazoa; Chordata; Lepidosauria; Squamata; Natricidae
Source: RefSeq, a predicted model, not a curated record